Coccomyxa subellipsoidea C-169 is the source of this 1130-nucleotide messenger RNA. RefSeq lists its product as hypothetical. The transcript is spliced from 7 exons. Bases 54 to 1130 code for a protein of 358 amino acids. Lineage: Eukaryota; Viridiplantae; Chlorophyta; Trebouxiophyceae; Coccomyxaceae. The record is from RefSeq and is a predicted model, not a curated record. Gene Ontology annotation, molecular function: oxidoreductase activity, acting on a sulfur group of donors, disulfide as acceptor.
UAGAAAUCUCUAUAAAGUGCAACUGCAAAGAGCGCCUUGAAUUGCAUGCGGUCAUGACAACGUCGGCUGGUGCCCAACUCCUGCUGGCUCAGGCCAGUCAGCAGUAUAGAGGCUCACACGUUGCACCAUUCAGAGCUGGAGGGCAUCGACUAUUGAAAUCUUGCAAUUCAUAUGGCAGUGGAUGCAAGCCGCUGCAGGUGAGGAGGCGGCAGGUGCUGGCAGCAGCCGGGGCAGAGGAGCAGGAGAGUGCAGAGGAGGCGUACCAGAGGCGGCUGAGGGAGAGUCAGCGGGUGGAGGAGCGAGUUAACGUCAUCUUCAGCGAGCAGGAGUUCCGAGAUGAGCUGGAGAAGGCUGGGCAUGAGUUAGUGGUGCUGGAGGUGGAGUCCUACCAGAUGUGCGAGUCAGGGCUGGGCCCAGAGGCGGAGCUACACUGGGAGGAGGACAAAAAGGCCUCCCUCAGCCGCUGCGCCAAUCUGAAGCACGUCUUCGCCCGCACUGCGCGCGACUGCCCCGACGUCACUUUCCUCACUCUGGAGGCGGACAGUGAGGAAGGACAGGCAGCCUGUGAUGCACUUGGGGUGGAAGUGUUACCGACAGUGCAAUUUUGGCGGGAUGGCAAGAAGCUGUGGGAGCACCGCGGCAUUGUCCAGCUGGAACAAGAUCUGGGUGAAGGUGUCUUGUUCUAUGGUGACUCAAUGGCCAACGGGGUGAAGGCCAGCUCAUUUGUGGGGGAGCUGAAGGGCAGAGAGGACUUGGAGAAGUUUGUGCAGUCACAGCCAGACACCGUGCUGACAGUGGUUAACGUGAGCUCCAGCAAUGCAACCUCGUGCGUGCGCGUUUUUGCGGCGAUCGCGGCCCUUGCAAAGAGCUUCAAGGGCUACGCGGCCUUUGCGCGGCUGCUGUACGACACCUCAGACGAACUCACGCAGCUGGCCAGGGAGUUGAGGGUUGUUGAGGUGCCUACGUUCAUCUUUUACAGGGGUGGCAAAGAGGUGGGCCGCCAUGUUGGAGCCUCUCGUGCAGACCUGAUCGGACAGAUCCUGCAGCAGCAGAACGCUCUCGGCAUCGCUCCGCCGCCGCCGCCAGUCGCAGCUGGAACGCCCCGGCGCCGCACCCCUGCCAAUGCGUGA